UCCAACUUCAACAAAAUCUACAACAACGCCAUCAGGACAGUCCACCACAACGGAAGGUCCAACAACUACAACUAAAUCAACACCCACAGGUUCCACCACCACAUCUGAAGGUCCAACAACUACUAAAUCUACAACCAUGCCUGCAGGACCCACCACCACAACUGAAGGUCCAACGACUACAACUAAAUCUAAAACCACACCCACAGGAACCAUAUCGACAAGUGAAGGUCCAACAACAACAAAAUCUACGACAAAACCAUCAGGACUGACCACCACAACCGAAGGUCCAACGACCACAACUAAAUCUACAACCACACCCACAGGAAUCACUACAACCAGUGAAGGUCCAACUACAACAACAAAAUCCACGACAAAACCAUCAGGACUGACCACCACAACUGAAGGUCCAAUGACCACAACAAAAUCUACAACCACACCCACGGGAAUCACGACUGCCAGUGAAGGUCCAACUACAACAAAAUCUACGACAAAACCAUCAGGACCCACCACCACAACUGAAGGUCCAACGACCACAACUAAAUCUACAACCACACCCACAGGAAUCACUCCUACCAGUGAAGGUCCAACAACAACAAAAUCUACGACAAAACCAUCAGGACUGACCACCACAACCGAAGGUCCAACGACCACAACGAAAUAUUCAACCACACCCACAGGAAUCACUACUACCAGUGAAGGUCCAACUACAACAAAAUCUACAACAACACCAUCAGGACAGUCCACCACAACAGAAGGUCCAACGACCACAACGAAAUAUACAACCACACCCACAGGAAUCACUACAACCAGUGAAGGUCCAACUUCAACAAAAUAUACAACAACGCCAUCAGGACAGUCCACCACAACGGAAGGUCCAACAACUACAACUAAAUCAACACCCACAGGUUCCACCACCACAUCUGAAGGUCCGACAACUACUAAAUCUACAACCAUGCCUGCAGGACCCACCACCACAACUGAAGGUCCAACGACCACAACUAAAUCUAAAACCACACCCACAGGAACGAUAUCUACAAGUGAAGGUCCAACAACAACAAAAUCUACGACCAAGCCAUCAGGACUGACCACAACAACUGAAGGUCCAACGACCACAACUAAAUCUACAACCAUACCCACAGGAAUCACUACUACCAGUGAAAGUCCAACAACAACAAAAUCUACGACAAAACCAUCAGGACUGACCACCACAACCGAAGGUCCAACGACCACAACGAAAUAUUCAACCACAGCCACAGGAAUCACUACUACCAGUGAAGGUCCAACUUCAACAAAAUCUACAACAACACCAUCAGGAGAGUCCACCACAACAGAAGGUCCAAUAACUACAACUAAAUCAACACCCACAGGUUCCACCACCACAUCUGAAGGUCCAACAACUACUAAAUCUACAACCAUGCCUGCAGGACCCACCACCACAACUGAAGGUCCAACGACUACAACUAAAUCUAAAACCACACCCACAGGAACCAUAUCUACAAGUGAAGGUCCAACAACAACAAAAUCUACGACCAAACCAUCAGGACUGACCACAACAACUGAAGGUCCAACGACCACAACUAAAUCUACAACCACACCCACAGAAAUCACUACUACCAGUGAAGGUCCAACAACAACAAAAUCUACGACCAAACCAUCAGGACUGACAACAACAACUGAAGGUCUAACGACCACAAUUAAAUCUCCAACCACACCCUCAAGAAUCACUACUACCAGUGCAGGUCCAACAUCCACAAUUAAAUCUACAACGACACCAUCAGGACAGUCCACCACAACUGAAGGUCCAACAACUCCAACAAAAUCAACACCAAUAGGUUCCACCACCACAUCUGAAGGUCAGACAGCACCUGAAUCUACAACCAUGCCACCAGGACCGACCACCACAGUUGAAGUUUUAACACCUACAACUUCAUCAACAACCAUACACAUUGAAUCCAGCACGACAACUGAAGGUCCAACAGCAAAAUCUCCAACCCCUUCAAUUGGUCCCACAACCACAACUGAAGGACCAUCUACUCCAACUAAAUCUACAACCACACUCGCAGGACCCACUACGACAUUUAAUAGUCCAACUACUACACCAAAAACAACUACAUCAGAAGGACAAACCACGACCACAAGUAAAGGAACAACUACCAUCAGUACUACCCCAGGCCACACUACACAAUGCUUCUGUGUCAUCAAUGGCAACCACUACAGACCAGGUGAAACAAUUCUGGACAUGAAACAUAUUGGUGCAGGAAUAUGUCUCACAAUGAUAUGUUCUGAUAUUUGUGAGAUUCACAACAAGACUGAACCUUGCUGGACCACACCCUUGCCAAAACCCACCCCACCUGUUCCUUCGUGCCCUGAUUGGGAUGUUGUUCAAAAUGAGACCUUCCUGUUGUGCAACUGCACCAUGGCGAGGUGCAUUGAGAACAAUACCAUUGAAAUUAUUCCAUACGAAUGCCCACCCUUAAAGAAGAUUACUUGUGCCAACGGAAAGGAACCCGUUCUUGUUUUUGAUGAGAACCAGUGCUGCAAACAUUAUGCUUGUGACUGUGAAUGUAAAGGCUGGGGAGAUCCCCAUUACAUCACAUUCGAUGGCCUCUACUACAACUAUCAAGGAAACUGUACAUAUGUCCUAAUGGAAGAGAUUACGCCGAAGCACCACUUAAAGAUUUAUGUUGACAAUGUCUACUGUGAUGCCAUUGAACAUGUUUCCUGCCCACGGUCAUUGAUUAUCUCGUACAAAUCGGAUGUGAUUGUACUGAAGAGCCAAAACCUUGUUGGAGCAGCAGAACUGGAGGCCUUCAAAGAUGAAAAGCGUUUAAGACUACCUUAUUUUCAACAAGGCAUGAAGAUCUUCAGCUCUGACAUUGCCUUAGUUGUAGAGAUCAUACCGUUAGAUGCGAUUAUUACUUUUGGAUUAAGUGACUUCACGAUCGACCUGCCCUACAGGUUUUUUGACAGCAACACACAGGGCCAAUGUGGCAAAUGCAACAACAACCAGGCAGAUGACUGCAUGCUGCCUGGAGGCCAGAUUGUGCAGAGCUGCAGUGCGAUGGCUGACUUUUGGCCUGCAAAAGACAUUUACCAACCAAACUGCCAGAUACCAUCUGUGAUCCCGACCAACGAACCUCUACCCUCGCCAACACUUACUCCAUGCAAGCCAGACUCUGAUUGUGAGCUGCUCUUGACCAGUGUCUUCAAAGACUGCCACCCGUUUGUCAAUCCUGACAAAUACUAUCAAGGAUGUGUUUUUGAUAGCUGCCAUAUGUCCAACCCAGCUGUAGAAUGCACCAGUUUGCACAUGUAUGCUGAUGCCUGCGCUCAGGCUGGAGUUUGUUUACACUGGAGGAAUCAUACGACAUACUGUGAAAGUGAUUGCCCAUCCGACAAGGUCUAUAAACCAUGUAGUCCUGCGGAGCAGCCAACCUGUGAAGACAGUCUUUAUAAACGAAGGCUCAACUACCUAACUGAAGGCUGCUUUUGCCCUGACGGAAUGAAACUCUUCAACAAAGAGUCUGGCAUAUGCGUUGAUAAGUGCGGGUGUCUUGAUCCUGAUGGUAUUCCUCGUGAGUUUGAUGAAAGGUUUGAGUACAAUUGCCUAAACUGCAUCUGUGAGGAGACCACCAAGACCAUAGCGUGCCAACCUAAGGUGUGCCCACCGUCGCCUGUAGUUAACUGCAGCGGUCCAGGCUUUGCCCUUGUCAAUCAGACCAACCCAGCAGACCCUUGCUGUUCUGCCUUAGCUUGCAAAUGUCAGAGUAACACAUGUCCACUCAUCGAUAUCACGUGUCCAAUUGGGUUUACUGUUGUUGUCUAUGUGCCAGAGGGCAAAUGCUGUCCGGAACACACAUGUGAACCGAAAAGGGUUUGUGUCCACAAAAAUGCCGAAUACCAGCCUGGUGAGAUGGUUCCUGUGGUUCCAUGUGAGGAGUGUACCUGUACCAAUCUUGUGGACCCAGAAAAUGGCUUAUUACAAAUAAAUUGCGAGGUUCAACAAUGUCAAGAGCAAUGUGAACAGGGUUAUAGAUAUACGGAAGACAACAAGACGAAUGAAUGCUGUGGUCAGUGUGUACAGACACACUGCAUCUUCAACGUUCGUGGUACUAAGCAGGUGUUGAGGCAAGGUGAUAUGUGGUCAAACCCGGACAACAAGUGUGAGCGUUACACAUGUUUGAGGAGCGGUGACACUUUCACAGCGGUCGCCACACAGAUUGUGUGUCCGCCAUUUGAGAAAGGCAACUGCACACCUGGCACCAUUCAAACCGCAGCAAAUGGAUGCUGUCAAGUUUGUGUGGAGUCGGAGAAAGCUUGUAAGCCAGUGCCUAAUAAAGUGCACAUCAUACACAUGAACUGCCAAUCUUUUGAGAAGGUGGACAUUCCAUUUUGUGAAGGAUCUUGCAACACUCACACAAAAUACUCAGAGGAAACGUCCUCCCUGCAGGCUUCCUGCUCCUGUUGUAAGGGGGUCCGAUCUAGCAAUCGCACAGUUGACUUGCUUUGUCUGAACGGAGACGUUGUUCCUUACUCCUACGUUCACGUGGACGAGUGUAGAUGCUCCCCUAGCGACUGCACCAGAACUGCCGCAGGUCCCGCUCGAAAGAGGCGAAGCUUUACCCUCCUGUAAUUCCAAAUCUACCUUCGUCCAACUCUCAUAGCGAAAAUUAUUACAGAUGUACAGUUGUCAACAACAACGAGAUCGAAUAGAAUAAAAGUGCAGCAUCUCACGGC
Molecule: messenger RNA, 4737 nt
Organism: Syngnathoides biaculeatus (alligator pipefish)
Lineage: Eukaryota; Metazoa; Chordata; Actinopteri; Syngnathiformes; Syngnathidae
Gene: muc5fl
Product: mucin 5f-like
Exons: 19
Coding region: 137-4633 (1498 amino acids)
Cellular component (GO): extracellular matrix
Molecular function (GO): protein binding
Source: RefSeq, a predicted model, not a curated record